This is a messenger RNA of Phyllotreta striolata, 3121 nucleotides long. Lineage: Eukaryota; Metazoa; Arthropoda; Insecta; Coleoptera; Chrysomelidae. The record is from the annotation of a GenBank genome assembly.
ACGAGUAGGUAUGCAACUUUGAUUCUAGUGUUUUCACGAGACACUCGCUUUACCUUGAGCGUGUUUACAUUACAAAAAUACUUUUGUAUUCCACUUCUACUACUUUCUAUCAUUCGUCACAUUACCAAGUGAAAACAAACAAAAAAAAACUAACCUAAAUAUUCAGGAUCAGUCGAUCAGAUGGUCUUAUACGCACCACAAAACGCACUGGGCACGCUAAAUGAUAAAAACGGAUAAUUCCGAUGGGAAAUUAACGGCAUGAUUUCUACCGAGAAAAUCGCGUUAUCUGUGACACAAUCCAUUCGAACGAAACAAUAGCAAGUGAUUCAAACAUUUGCUGUAGGAUUCGACGGUUUUGUUCGAGAUCUAGUAGACCAAAGUCGGGCGUGCGAGGCGGACGUCGCGAUUUUGAAUUCGUUUCCAAAGUGCGCGUGAUUUUUCGGAGAAAACGCAAAAUGACGGGAAAUGCGGGCAUGGAAAAAUUGAUACCUGUCGUAAAUAAGUUGCAGGAUGCGUUCACGCAACUUGGAGUGCAUUUGACUUUGGAUUUGCCUCAAAUAGCCGUAGUGGGGGGACAAAGUGCGGGCAAGAGUUCCGUUUUGGAGAACUUCGUGGGGAGGGAUUUUUUACCGAGAGGGACAGGCAUUGUAACCAGGAGGCCUCUUAUUUUGCAACUUAUCCACUCAAACAUUGAAUACGCCGAAUUCCUCCACAACAAACAGCAAUACACGGAUUUCGAUGAAGUUAGAAAAGAAAUCGAAAACGAAACGAAUAGAGUAACAGGCAGCAACAAAGGAAUUUCCAAUUUACCGAUUAAUUUAAAAAUUUUCUCCCCUAAUGUUCUAAAUUUAACGCUGAUCGACCUACCGGGAAUGACAAAGCUUCCCAUCGGAGAUCAACCAUCCGAUAUCGAACACCAGAUCAAAAAAAUGAUCCUGCAAUUCAUCAGCAAAGACACGUGCCUUAUCUUAGCAGUCACUCCUGCUAAUACGGAUCUGGCCAAUUCAGAUGCUUUGCAAAUUGCCAGGGAAGUCGAUCCUCAAGGUUACCGAACGAUAGGAGUAAUAACAAAACUGGAUAUCAUGGAUGAAGGAACCGACGCUCGAAAUAUACUAGAAAAUAAACUCCUGCCGUUAAGAAGAGGUUACGUGGGAGUAAUUAACAGAUCUCAAAGGGAUAUAGACGGGCGUAAGGACAUCAAAGCGGCUUUAGAAGCCGAAAGGAGAUACUUUUUAGGUCACCCCGCAUAUCGACAUCUGAUUGAUAAACUCGGGACUCCCUAUUUGCAGAAAACUCUCAACGAGCAACUUACCAACCACAUACGGAGCACUCUGCCGUCGCUGAGGAACCAGCUGCAGAAGCAAUUGAUAACGCUAGAGAAGGAACUGGGGGACUUUAGGAAAUUCAACGCGGACGAUCCCACAAUGAAAGCCAAAGCGAUGCUGCAAAUGCUGCAGCAGUUCGCGAUUAAUUUCGAAAAGGUUUUAGAAGGAGCGAAGUCCGACGAUGUGAACACUACGGAACUGACGGGAGGCGCGAAGAUUAAUUGCAUCUUUCACGAGAGGUUCCCGUUCGAAAUAGUGAAGAUGGAAUUCGACGAGAACGAAUUGAGGAAGGAAAUAGCUAUUGCUAUAGCUAAUAUACACGGAAUUAGGAUAGGACUUUUCACUCCAGAUUUAGCCUUCGAUGCGAUAGUAAAGAAACAAAUAGCAAGACUGAAGGAUCCUUGCAUGAAAUGCGUCGAUUUGGUAUCCACAGAAUUAUUAAAUGUAAUACAUUCCUGUACAGAACAAAUGUCUAGGUUUCCCCGCUUAAGAGAAGUAGUCGAAAGGAUAAUUACUAACCACAUAAGGAACCGAGAGCAAGAAUGCCGGGACCAAUUAGUCGAAUACAUAAAUUGCCAAUUAUCCUACAUGAACACCAAUCACGAGGAUUUCAUAGGAUUCGCCAACGCUGAGAACCAAGCGAGAAAAACUGUGCCAGUGCACAACAAUUUAGGCAAUCAAGUGAUACGCAAGGGCUACAUGUCGCUUCACAAUUUAAGCUUCAUUAAAGGCAGGAGCUUCUGGUACGUUUUAUCGUCCGACAGCUUGGCCUGGUACAAAGAUGAGACUGAAAAAGAAAUACAAUACAUCUUGCCGCUGAACAAAUUGAAAUUGAGAGACGUGGAAAACGGUUUCAUGAACAGGAAGCCGACGUUCGCUUUGUUUUACCCGCACGGAGCGAACGUUUACAAGGAUCACAAGCAAUUAGAACUGAGCUGCAAUUCCAUAGACGACAUGGAUUCGUGGAAGGCGUCGUUUCUGAGGGCCGGAGUUUAUCCGGAAAAAUUGCAAAACGGCGAAGAAAAAGACGACGAUAGUAUUCUAAUUGAAGAUGAUGUGGAUCCGCAACUGAAAAGGCAGGUGGAAGUGAUCAGGAAUCUAGUCGAAAGCUACAUGUCCAUUGUUACCAAAGCCACCAGGGAUUUGGUGCCGAAAAUGAUAACGUGUUUGCUAAUCAAAAAUACCAAAAACUACAUCUUCGAAGAAUUGUUAGUCAAUGUUUACGCUUACGAUGAACAAGUUGAAUUGUUGGAAGAAUCUCCCGAAGAAGUGAAGAGGAGGAAAGAAAAAAUGGUGAUGUUCCAAGCCUGCCGCUCCGCUUUGGACAUUAUAAGCGAAUGCACCAGCAAAGUCAAUAUUACCACGACUAAUAAAGGUAAUGACAGCCUUUACUCCAAGCCUCUAGUGUCACCUAAUAAACCUACUGUGGCUACAAAGAAAAUAUAUAGAUUAUCGAACCCGGCGUCGGCCUUUUCGCGACCGGCUCCACCGCCUCCACCAGGGAGUUUAAAGAAAUAUCAGAGCGAGAGGAAUAUUCCUGCUAAGAGUGCGGUACCGGAGAUAUCUGGAAGUUCCUCGAAAUUGAUACCGACUUUUUACGUUGUUUCUAUUCCGUAAAUAAAGCAUAAUUUCCAAUUAAUACAACACGGAGGUAUGCGCUACGUCUACUGCAAAUCAACGAGCUGAAAAAUAUCGACACACGUUGUUGUAUUUAUUAAUAAAUAUCAAACUAUUUAAUAUUAACUUAUGUGUUUUUUAAAUUUUGUAAUAAUCAAAUAAAAGUACCACAACUUCCG